This is a messenger RNA of Ipomoea nil (Japanese morning glory), 1465 nucleotides long. Its product is annotated as RHOMBOID-like protein 2. The transcript has 5 exons. The record is from RefSeq and is a predicted model, not a curated record. Lineage: Eukaryota; Viridiplantae; Streptophyta; Magnoliopsida; Solanales; Convolvulaceae. Bases 185 to 1204 code for a protein of 339 amino acids. Gene Ontology annotation, cellular component: membrane. Gene Ontology annotation, biological process: proteolysis. Gene Ontology annotation, molecular function: serine-type endopeptidase activity.
CCACCGCCUUCUGAACCGGAAAUCCAGCGAUAAUCACACGUCAUUCACACCCACCGAAACAAUUGCUUAUCUCCUUCCCCUUCCCACCUUCCAAGACACUUCUGUCUUCUGUGUACAUAUAGAGGGUGAUUUCUGAUUAAACGAAAGGAUUGAUUGUUUUGGUAGAUUCAAGAAAGUGAACAAGAUGAUGGGUAAUGGAGAUCUGGAGAGAGGGGGAGGAACAAAGGGCAGAAAUAGCGCAUACCCACCAAGAAACUAUGCAGCAGUACCGCCAUCAUCAUCAGUGUACUAUGUGGAAACCUCGGAGAAACAGUGGACAUCCUGGCUGGUGCCCAUGAUUGUGGUGGCUAACGUUGCUAUGUUUAUCGUCAUCAUGUUUGUGAAUAAUUGCCCUAACAAUGAUGAGAGGAGAAGGUUUGGGAGGAAUGGGGAGUGUGUUGCAAGGUUCCUCGGGAGGCUCUCUUUUCAACCCCUAAGAGAAAAUCCCCUUUUUGGGCCCUCUUCUUCUACACUGGAAAAAUUGGGUGCACUGGAAUGGAACAAGAUAGUGAAUGAUCAUCAAGGAUGGAGGCUUUUCACUUGCAUAUGGUUGCAUGCCGGGGUUGUCCAUUUGCUUGCUAACAUGUUGAGCUUGAUUUUUAUUGGAAUUCGCCUUGAGCAGCAAUUUGGAUUUGUGCGGGUAGGUCUAAUCUACCUGCUGUCAGGAAUAGGCGGGAGUGUUAUGUCUUCCCUAUUCAUUCAACACAGCAUUUCUGUCGGAGCUUCUGGUGCAGUCUUUGGGCUUCUUGGAGCAAUGCUGUCGGAGCUGAUUACUAACUGGACAAUUUAUGCCAAUAAGGCUGCCGCUCUUUUUACUCUCGUCGUUAUCAUUGCAAUCAACUUGGCUGUUGGAAUUCUUCCUCACGUUGACAAUUUUGCCCAUAUUGGAGGUUUCAUUAGCGGGUUUCUUCUCGGCUUUGUGCUGCUACUGCGUCCCCAGUUUGGUUGGCUUGAAAGGCAAAAUCUUCCGGCUGAAGGCCGACACAAGUCCAAGCACACUAUAUUCCAAUACGUUUUCUUGGUGGUUGCCUUGAUUUUAUUGAUCGUUGGAUUUGCGGUGGGGUUGACGAUGCUCUUUAGAGGAGAGAACGCAAAUGAUCGUUGCAGUUGGUGCCACUAUUUAAGCUGUGUGCCCACGUCGAGAUGGCAGUGCGAUAAUAACUGAUAUUGAACACAAAAUCAGAUUCUUUUCAUACCAACCUUUGAUCUUCUAUUCUUUUUUUCGUUUUGUAUCAUAGAUUAAACUAUAUAUAUAUAGUUGUGAUUAUAUGCUUAUACUACUGGUGUACAUGUGUGGAGACUAGAAUGACUGGUGAUCACUCAUGUUGUGUGAACAAAUUUAAAAUCUGCUUGUAUAUCUACAGCGGACCGACCUGCUUUAGUUUGCAUCUAUAUAUAAUGUAUAAUAUAUCUUUAAUGUUCUGUU